AUGAUUCGAUUUAACAUCACAAUUCUUACCCUAGUCUGGGCGUUACUCCAGCCCCACAUUGGUUCAUGGACAGGUCUAACGGUCCCCGGGGCACACGCUUGGCCGACGCCGAAGAACUGGCUCCCGCACUUCAAGAGCCAACGGCCUCAUCAUGACUUCGCCAAGCGGAACUUCAACACCAUCUCCAGCAUCUACAACCUCACGGUCUACCCUAACCAACUUCCGAUCUUCCAGUACGGCGGUGCCGGUGUCCCCGACGGUCUCUUCAGCCACAAAGUCGUAGGCCGGGUCGAUCCUGUUGGCAACUUCACCGAUUUUGAGGGCUCGAUCGAGUAUUUCUUCGCCCUCGCCCCGCUUCCCCAGGGCAACGCAGCGAAGGCCGCCAUCACGAGCUACCAGAUCACCGAGUUCAGCUCGCAGUGCCCAGGUGUCGCUGCGUCUGUGGUCUACCUGCACUGCAGCGUGGUAAACCCGGGCGCUCCCGAUCACGGCAAGCCGCUACCGCCGCUGAAGCAGGUCGCCUUCUGGAAAUUCGACCACAAGGGUGCGGUGCUCAAAUACGACGCAUGGAUCCCGAACCUCAACAGCUGGGUGAAGUCCACCACGGGUCUAAAUGCCGACAACGCGCAAUUCCGUGCCGCCAGCAUCGAGCAGAUCUGUGGGGCAACCCAGUUGCGCUGCCAGGGCAACAACACGCAAUGGAACAGUACUGAGGAAUGCGUGGCGACGCUCUCGCAGAAGGACUACGGGUCGUACGACGAGGCGUGGGGGGACAAUAUUGUCUGCCGGAGUAUCCACGUGGUGCUGACCCAAGUUCGGCCCGAUGACCAUUGCCCUCAUGUUGGCCCAACAGGCGGCGGGAAAUGUGUCAAUAUUGACUACCCGACCAACUAUUUUUCCGACAAGCAGCUAUACCAGCAGCCCACCGGACACACAUUUAUGUGCGAUGACCACGACCACUGA
Messenger RNA from Dichotomopilus funicola, 963 nucleotides. RefSeq lists its product as uncharacterized. The record is from RefSeq and is a predicted model, not a curated record. The coding region runs from base 1 to 963 and encodes 320 amino acids. Lineage: Eukaryota; Fungi; Ascomycota; Sordariomycetes; Sordariales; Chaetomiaceae. The transcript has 2 exons.